AAAGGAUCAUAUCAGAUCCAAGUCUCAUAUCAGAUAUCUGGAGUCUCGUUUGGAAUAUCUUUGGAAAUUUAAACGUUCAUUACAGCGCGAUGGAGGAGACAACGCUGUCGACAUUUUUGUCCGUGUCUUCCAGCUCGCCGAAUGAAGUCUCUACGAAGGACAUGGAGGAAAUGGAAAUGCAGUGGCUGGAGAACGAGGCAAUACCAGGUUUUCGCAUCUGGCAGCUUGCCGGCAUCGUUCUAUCCAUUCUGCUAAGCAUCGUCGUCGGGUUGUGUUGUUGCAUUCGCUUCCGCGUGCCCAGAACAAAGCAGGAGAUUGAGGCGGAUUACAUUCGCAAGAAAAUCACCAAGAGUUUUCGGAACGAGCUCUCGAAGAUCAGCAACACGGAAAUGGACGAGAUGAAUCUGCAGAAAGCUUUGGACAGAAUUCGAAACGAAUACGAGAAGAAUACGUCAGCGAAGGAGUGCACGGAAAUGGAACGCAGUGCUCAGCAAAGCUUUCGAUCCAGAUUUAACGCCGUGUUCAGUGGGAUGCGUGUGCGUUUCAAUCAACGUGAGCACACGGAAUUGAACGCUACGAUCUAACGACAUGGAUCGCUCUCUGAUGUCCUAUAUGAAGAAAUAAAAACGAACCUCUCAAAAAUGUCUCGUAAUUUUCUCGACGCACAAAUUUAGGGAUAUCGAAUGAAACAGAACAAAGUGAGAAAUAUA
This is a messenger RNA of Atta colombica, 710 nucleotides long. RefSeq lists its product as uncharacterized. The transcript has 2 exons. Bases 90 to 584 code for a protein of 164 amino acids. NCBI's taxonomy places the organism in Eukaryota, Metazoa, Arthropoda, Insecta, Hymenoptera, Formicidae. The record is from RefSeq and is a predicted model, not a curated record.